Messenger RNA from Daphnia pulex (common water flea), 1191 nucleotides. Its product is annotated as short-chain dehydrogenase TIC 32 B, chloroplastic-like. The record is from RefSeq and is a predicted model, not a curated record. The transcript is spliced from 6 exons. NCBI's taxonomy places the organism in Eukaryota, Metazoa, Arthropoda, Branchiopoda, Diplostraca, Daphniidae. Bases 159 to 1169 code for a protein of 336 amino acids.
AACGGUAAGACCGUUAGGCAGUAAAAAUGCCUUAGAGUGUUGUGUUGCCCAGGGCUCAUGAACACAACCGUGUCAGUCUGUGCUUGUGUUUCUAACUUGAUAUCAUUCGUUGGAAAAUAACUUUCAGGGUGAAGCCGUCUCUAAAUCUUCGUGUGACCAUGGAUGCCUUUCGAAGCUUUGUAUACGAAUUGUACAUCAUGGUUAAAUUUAUUUAUCUCAGUGCAAAACAAUUGUUCCAAGAAGCCUGCAGAACUGUGAAACCACUCAAUGAUCCUAUCAAUCGACGAGAAGAAUAUGCUAUAAUCACCGGUGGGAAUCGAGGAUUAGGUUUCUACACUCUUCUGGGCUUGCAGGCUUCUGGAAUGAAAGUCAUUGCAGGUUGCCGGGAUGGAAGAAGUAAACAACAACUAUUUGAGAAUUUGGAAGAAGCUGGUAUUCCAGCCGAUUCAGUGGAAUGGAUAAAUCUCGACUUGUCAUCGUUAAAUUCGAUCAGAAAUUUUGCAAAAGUUGUCACUGACAGAAACAUCCCGAUCAGUCUACUCAUAAACAAUGCCGCCGUUAUGUUCACACCCUAUGGCUUGACAACAGACGGUUUAGAGCAACAGUUUGCUGUCAACUACCUGGGACAUUUUCUCUUAACUCAUCUACUCUUACCUCGAUUAAUUGAAGCAGGAAAGCAUCAUCGUUAUGCUUCACGAAUCGUUAACGUUGCUUCAGAUGUAUCUUACCUCGGCUAUCUAGAACUCAAUGACUUAAACGCCAAGUCUUUUUACAACAGAUUUGUGGCUUAUUCCCAGUCCAAAUUAGCACAGGUUUUAUUUAACGAAAUGCUCCAUGAUCGUUUGACACAAAAUAACUAUCCUGUCAAGUGCUACGCCAUGCAUCCGGGUGUUAUUCAAUCCAACUGGUACGCCAAUGGAAGGUUUUUGAAAAUCGGUUUUCGUAUCGUUGGCUUCUUACUUAAGAGAGAACCAGUUGCAGCCCAACGAGUUUUGUAUACAGCAUUUUCACCCGAAUUGGAAAACUCCAGCGGUUGCUAUUUAUCAGAUUGCAAAAUAACAACACCCGCCACUAAAUCAAUCUGUCCAAGUAUGCGAUUAAAGCUGUGGGAUGCAACACACAAAUUACUUGAUAUUGAAGAAUUUGGAAAAGUUAAAAGUUCCCAAUAAUAAAAAGCGUGUCAAACAAAAA